CGUGAUUUGGAGUGAAAAAUCAGGAUAUUAUAACUUUGAAAACUUCAUUUCUUUUUUUUCUCCAAUAUCUUCUCCUGGGAAGACGCCGAGAGCUCUUCUGUCAUUCGACGGAGUCUAGGGUUUUCCACUUCGACAGGCAAAGUGGUGCAGGGAAUUUUUGGCACCAAAACGAAGUUUCUUCCUUCAACUUCUUAUAUGAGAACCUUUGGAGAAUUCCAUCGCUUGUGAGCUUGUGAGCUUGUGACUGCCCUGAGAUGCUCUCUGAAGCCGAAGCUGUUGCAUUCUUAUUCUAUAGUGUAAGUUAAUGAUGACAUAUGGGGAAAUCCUGAAAGUCAUAUUUCCGCUAUUGGAUGGCAAGGACCUUGCUUCAUGCAUGUGUGUAAGUAAACAAUGGAGAGAUUUUGCUAGAGAUGAUUAUUUUUGGAAAUGCUUAUGUGCCAAGCGAUGGCCCUCAAUCUGCAAGAGGCCUACACCGCCCCCUUUAUCCUAUCAGAAGCUCUUCCAGAUGUUUUACAAACAUGACCGUCACAAAACUCUUCCUCCCCCAAAACUCUCUUUUAAUGACUUGGAAUUCUUUGUAGACAUAUGGGCUGAAGAGAGAGUAAUCUUCUCAGAAGUGGUCCCAGGCUCUGUCCUUCAAGGGGGGAUGAAGGACCUGCCUCCUGGAAUUUGUGAUAUGCUGAGGUACCACCUAGAGGGUCCCAGGUACAAGAUGAUAAUACCUGUUGAGCCAAAGUUCAACAUUCCUCAGGGCCAGACAGUUAGUGUCUCUGUGCUUGUGGGUCGGAGUGAUACCAACAAGGUGGCUUGCAUUGUCAACAAAUCCAAAUUUGAUUACAUAGAUCGGACAGCAUACAGGGCCCUCGCUUUUGAUUACCUCGUCUUCUCCCCACUCCACCCAUUCAUCUCAGACACCCGUGCCUGGGUUUCAUUGCUCUUCAUGGAGGAUGGGGGUGAUGGGGUUGUUGAUGUUUUUGGAUUUGAGUUGGAUUUCUGCGAUGUGGCGAACUCUGAAGCUGAGGUUUUGUGGCUACUGGACAUGCUUGAUUGGAAAUGAGAGAUUUGUUAUUCUACUUUAGGGAGAGAGAAUUCUACCUGGUUGCAUGGGCCUGUGCCAGUGCAGGGACCAAUGGAAGUGUGUACUGAGGCAUCCAGCAUGGGGAUGGGAUGGUCGUUUCAUUGUCCAUGUCUGGACACCGGAGUGCACAGCUAGGUAGUGUUCUUUGCUCCUCGUACUUUAAAUGAAUAUUGGGCAAAUGUCAUACCUGCGCCUGCACACGCAUGCUAAGGAGGCAUCCACUGUUGUCCUGCUAAUUAGUGAGCAGAAUCUACGUUGGGAGCAAUUAGUAAGAGCCGUUUAGUGGAAUGAGGAGGCAUGCUCACUUGACUGCUAGAGUUGCUGCUUGUGGAUUGGAACCUUGUAGGGUGUAACAUACAUUUUUGUUCUGUAAAGGGGAGGAGAAAGUUUCUUGUCCCACUGAUGUAGCACUUGACCGGUAUAAAAUGACUAAGACUCGGUCCGAGUUUAUUCUAA
Macadamia integrifolia is the source of this 1534-nucleotide messenger RNA. RefSeq names its product F-box protein At5g39250. Gene Ontology annotation, molecular function: protein binding. Lineage: Eukaryota; Viridiplantae; Streptophyta; Magnoliopsida; Proteales; Proteaceae. The record is from RefSeq and is a predicted model, not a curated record. The coding region runs from base 305 to 1057 and encodes 250 amino acids. The transcript has 4 exons.